GCUUGACUACAUGCAACCGACAGGAGUCGUCGGUUCGCUCAAUACCUCUUCUCACGAAUGCCAAAUCCUUUCACGAUUGUACAAAUUCUGGUGCACCAAUGCGGCUCUUGUUGGAUGUCCAGUAUUGCUUUCUUUCAUCAGUUUCAUGGCCGAUUCCAAGAGCGAACAACUCCAGUGACUUCUACACCGCCCAUCCACCACCGACGAUCUGCUCGACGGUUCACAAUGCAGCUCCCUCGAGUACCUCUAUGCCUAACCAAUUGAGAUUUACAGUCGUGUAAGGGGAGCUGCCAGGCACAAGGUCGGAAUCGAAUAG
Neohortaea acidophila is the source of this 316-nucleotide messenger RNA. RefSeq lists its product as uncharacterized. The coding region runs from base 58 to 264 and encodes 68 amino acids. The transcript has a single exon. The record is from RefSeq and is a predicted model, not a curated record. Lineage: Eukaryota; Fungi; Ascomycota; Dothideomycetes; Mycosphaerellales; Teratosphaeriaceae.